Bactrocera neohumeralis is the source of this 1330-nucleotide messenger RNA. RefSeq names its product serine protease grass-like. Gene Ontology annotation, biological process: proteolysis. Gene Ontology annotation, molecular function: serine-type endopeptidase activity. Lineage: Eukaryota; Metazoa; Arthropoda; Insecta; Diptera; Tephritidae. Bases 106 to 1266 code for a protein of 386 amino acids. The record is from RefSeq and is a predicted model, not a curated record. The transcript has 6 exons.
AAGACUUGAAUUGAAUUUUUGAUUUGCUUAGACGCUAUUCUAUCAUUUAUCUUUGAGCUGUGUUAGCGACUAGAGCACGGCAGUUGUGUUAGCUUAAAACUCACAAUGACGGACCAAAUGAUUAAUCGCUCUUAUUUGACGCUGAUAAUAAUGCUGCAAAUAUUAAUGCUCACCAAUGCUGUCGAUAAUGAGCAGAUUAUUUUCGAAAACGAACAUAAAGAUAUAAAUUGCCGAUCGCCAAAUGGCUCGCCUGGACUAUGUCUACUUUAUACAGAAUGUGCAAAUCUAACAAAUUGGAGAAUACAAAAUAAUAUACAACAUCCGAGUGAAGUGAAGAAAAUGUUUUGCCAAAAUGAUCAAGUCCACCUUUGCUGUAACCGAACCAAUUAUUACUUCCCCGCCACCAAUUACAUAUCACAAUUAAAUCCUAAAGGCUUGGCUAUACUCGAGGAAGUAAAAUGUAAUCGACUAUCAGGGGAUCGUGUUUCCAAUGGAAAAACAGUACGACUAGGUCAAUAUCCAUUUAUGGCACUAUUAAAAUACAACGUUAGGGGUCGCCAAUUUUUAUGUGGUGGUACAUUGAUAACCUCCAGAUUCGUGUUGACGGCUGCCCAUUGUAAAACAGAUCAAUUAAUUAGUGUGCGCUUGGGAGAACAUGAUCUCUCUACAGAUGUGGACUGUAUUAGCUCUUCGAUACGCCUAUGUUUGCCGCCACCGGUGGAAUAUGAAAUCGAGGAAAUCUUCGAACAUCCUCAAUAUAUGAUUCCCCGCCUUACGCAUGAUGUGGCCUUACUAAAACUGAAACGUGAGGUGAAAACUGAAGUACAUAUUAGACCCAUUUGUUUGCCAAUUUCGCAAGUCGUCUACGAUCAUAGCGAUGAAAUACAACACUUUAACAUUGCCGGCUGGGGACGUACCGAAAAUAGUCAUAACACAAAUGUUUUGCAGCAUGCACAAAUUCCCCAGCAACCACGUGAGGUUUGUCAGAGGAUAUUCGCUGCAGCCGGCAUAAAUAUUACCCACGAUCACAUUUGUGCUGGCGGUGAGAAUAAAAUCGAUACCUGUAAGGGCGAUUCUGGUGGCCCUCUGUUUGCAACUGUGCCGUUUAAGACAUUCAAUUCCGUGAUAAUAAAGCGUCAAGUGCAAUUUGGUGUUGUUUCGUUCGGUUUAACCGGUUGCGGCGGUGAAAAUGUUAAUGCGGCUGCCUAUUCAAAUUUAUUUCAAUACAUGCCAUGGAUCACAGAAAUCAUAGGGAACAAUACAUGAAGAACUGUAAUGCUGUAUUUAACAUAUAUUUUAAAAUAUAAUAUAAAAUUCCUCUACCUCAUAA